Messenger RNA from Rhizoctonia solani, 945 nucleotides. Its product is annotated as cysteine synthase. The record is from RefSeq and is a predicted model, not a curated record. Lineage: Eukaryota; Fungi; Basidiomycota; Agaricomycetes; Cantharellales; Ceratobasidiaceae. Gene Ontology annotation, molecular function: cysteine synthase activity. The transcript has 7 exons. The coding region runs from base 1 to 945 and encodes 314 amino acids. Gene Ontology annotation, cellular component: cytoplasm.
AUGUUAUCGCGCAUCACGCACUCCACCAGACUAGCCCGUUCCUUCACGUCUGCCCCUGUCCAUGGUUUUGUAGGAGCGAUCGGGAACACGCCAUUGAUUCGCCUCAAUAAACUCUCUGAAGAAACUGGAUGUGAGGUCCUCGGCAAGGCUGAGUUUCAAAACCCGGGUGGAAGUGUAAAAGAUCGCGCUGCAUUAUAUGUAAUUAAAGACGCUGAGGAAUCCGGGAGGCUCAAACCGGGCGGUACCGUCGUAGAGGGCACUGCCGGUAACACCGGUAUCGGCCUCGCUCAUGUCUGUCGCUCAAAGGGCUACAACUGCGUGAUUUACAUGCCGAAUACUCAGAGUCAGGAAAAGAUUGAUCUAUUGAAAAUGCUUGGUGCAGACGUUCGGCCAGUUCCUGCAGUCGCCUACGAAAAUCCCAAGAAUUACAACCAUCAGGCAAAAGAAUAUGCAGAGGCCACGCCAGGCGCUGUAUGGACGAACCAAUUCGAUAACGUUGCAAAUGCGCGCGCUCACUACGAGACUACUGGCCCCGAAAUCUGGAGGCAGACUGGUGGAAAGGUCGAUGCUUUUAUUUGCGCCACUGGUACAGGGGGUACCCUCUCGGGAACCGCACGGUUCUUUAGGGAACUGCACGAAAAAGGGGAGAAAAAGGUGGAAUCCUGGCUUGCAGACCCACCUGGCAGUGUUCUGUACAGCUACGUUUCUAGCAUUGGCCAAGGCCGAAUCACGGAUAACCUUGCACCGGAAGUAUCGAAAUUGUCUGGUGCACUGCAUAUACCCGAUGAAAUGACCAUCGCGAUGGUCUACCGUAUGCUGGACGAGGAAGGUAUCUACAUUGGUGCGAGUUCGAGUUUGAACGUAGCUGCUGCGCGAGAGCUUGCCCUGAAGAAAGGACCGGGCAAAACAAUUGUCACUAUCCUGUGCGAUGGUGCAUACAGGUGA